Messenger RNA from Dissoconium aciculare CBS 342.82, 1202 nucleotides. RefSeq lists its product as uncharacterized. The transcript has a single exon. NCBI's taxonomy places the organism in Eukaryota, Fungi, Ascomycota, Dothideomycetes, Mycosphaerellales, Dissoconiaceae. Bases 343 to 1137 code for a protein of 264 amino acids. The record is from RefSeq and is a predicted model, not a curated record.
UGACAAGCGCGGAUGUGGCCUGGGGAUGGGUGUCGCAAUCUCCGCUCCUCAUUCUCUCGCAUCAUGUUCAACGUCCACGACGAGGAUCGACACGUUCCUGCUUCUCUUCUGACAUUCAUUUUCCGUGUCCUGUUGCGCUUCUCGUCCCGACUCUCGUCUCUCAGUCACUCGUUCAUUCAUUCAUUCGGUCAUUCAUUCACUGAUCUCACGACGCUCCUUCGGACAACGCGCGCCACUGCACUCCUUUCAAAUCUAUAGCCAUAUAAGCAACCAAAACGGUCGAUCUCUGAAGUAAUUACUUAUCAAGAACAAACGCUUCAAGAAACUGUUCGAAACGAAAAGAUGUUCUCAUCAACUCUAAUUCUCCUCGCGCCUCUGGCCCUUUUCGCCCAGAAUGUCGUCGCGACCAAUCCUGUCAUCCAGGUACCCUUGUUCGGGUACGGCAGCGAGUAUGCCGUCGAGGGUUCCGUACUCGCGGUCAACAAUGGUGUGACCACCAUGGCCCUCGCUUGCCCAUCAGCAUCGAAGACCACCGACUGCUACAUGUUUGCGCGUCAGACCUUGACCAUCGGCGCGAGCACCUACCGCCUCAACUUCCGUGGCGACGGCGGCCACGAGGAUAAUGUCAGCGGGUUCCAAGACUGCAAAGUCGGUGCAACCGUCGCCGUAGACGCCGGAUUCUCCUUUGCCAUUGGAGUCGGUGCCGGAACUGUUGGCAUCACUGCCGCAGCCCACGCCGGAGUCACUGACGCAGCUUCUGCCGUCAACGCUCAAUGCACUGUUUCCGCAGAUGGUGACGGCGAGGAGUACAAGCUUCACACAACCUCGUCGUAUGGCGCCCCCGGUAGCGAUGCUGACGGCAGAGGUGCGGUCUUCCAGGUCACUGUCGUCGCGGGCGCAAACCUCUUGACGGCGGCCGCGACCCAGGCGGCGACGGCGACUGGUACUGCAGCGCAGACGGGCUCAGGAGUCAAGACAACAGGUGCCGUGCAGACUGGAGGAAUCAAAGUGACUGGAACUGCACCGGCAGGCACUGCUGCAUCGUCGCAGCCGAGCACUGGCCAGGCGAGCCAGUUGGGUCUUAAACUCGCCCUGGGUGUGGUCGCUGCGGGAGUAGCAGGACUCCUAGCUCUGUAGAUAUUCAUACGUAACAUGCCGAUGUUCCAGCUAUUUGUUUCCUCUCUUAUUCUUUGAUGGCCUGA